AUGACCGCUCCCAUGCGCCGCGCACUGCUCUCCCUGACGCAAGGCCGCCCCCAGACUCUCGCCAAAGCAUUCUUCCAUUCCUCACCAUCCCUUGCCAUGAAGGUCGCUCGUGUUACUGCCUGGGACUCACCCCCUGAAUACGUCUCGGCGCCUGACCCGCCUGCCCCGUCCCCGACGCAGCUCCAGCUGAGCGUGGUGGCCGCCGGCGUACCCCGAGUGGUGCGCGCCCGCGCGGCGGGCAAGCACCCCAGCGCCAUGCGGGCGUCGCUGCCAUACGAUCCGAGCAUUGACGGGGUCGGACGCGACGCCACGGGCGAGCUGUACUUCAUCAAUAGCCUGGCGGCGCCCGUAUUCGCAGAGCGCGCAAACGUCGAGCGCAGCCAGCUCAUAAAGCUGCCGGCGGGCGUCGACCCGGCUACUAUCGCCGGCCUAGCCAAUCCGACCGCUAGUAGUUGGCUAGCGCUGCGCUGUCGCGCCAUCGGCGGCUGCGCUGGCCGUACAGUAGCCAUCCUGGGCGCGACCAGCGCCAGUGGCCGGAUCGCGGCCAACGUCGCCCGCCAGCUGGGCGCCGCGCGGGUGAUCGGACUUGCACGCAACGAGGCCGCCCUCGCUGCCGUCGACGGCCUAGACGCCCGCGUCCGCCUGCAGGACCCUCUCGUUCUUCCGGCCGACCUGGGCCCCGUCCACAUCGUGCUCGACUACGUCGGCGGGCCGGCCGCCGUGCAGCUGUUGCAGGCGUUGCAUCCGCCGCCACCCGGUGAGAACAUCCAGUACAUUCUGGUCGGCGGGUUAGCCGGAUACGAGCAUAUGGACCUGCCUAUGCGGCUGGUCAACGUGAAGCCAAUCAUCAUCAUGGGGUCUGGCGUGGGCAGUCUGACCCGGGAGGACUUGGACCGUGAAAUGCCGGGGGUAGUCAACGCCCUGGCGAAGAUGGGGCCGAUUGGAGUAGAUGUGUUUGCGGUCCCGAUGGCGGAGAUACAGACUGCAUGGGACUCGGAAGAAGCGCAGACCAAGCGGAUGGUCAUUAUGCCUUGA
This is a messenger RNA of Aspergillus terreus NIH2624, 1035 nucleotides long. RefSeq lists its product as uncharacterized. The record is from RefSeq and is a predicted model, not a curated record. The transcript has a single exon. Gene Ontology annotation, molecular function: oxidoreductase activity. Lineage: Eukaryota; Fungi; Ascomycota; Eurotiomycetes; Eurotiales; Aspergillaceae. Bases 1 to 1035 code for a protein of 344 amino acids.